CCCCGCGUAAGUCAACGAUAGCGGCGCCAAUAAAAACCGAGAGGCGUGUCAACGAUGGUCAAAGCUGCGGACGCCAAAACACACCCGUCGUCCGGUUCACCGUUUGUCCUCUAGACGGUACUUCAGAACCCAAAUAUGGCUACUGCACAACUACUGCCGCAGCCGCUGCUCGACCCUUCGGAGCUGCUGAGACCGGAGCCUCUACACGCAGGGAAGCCGGUCUCGCAGUUCCGCGACUACACCAUCGACGAGAGUGACCCCAUCAAGGAGCGCGUGCGCAGGCUCUACCACGUCAUGCACACUCACCAGACCGUGGACUUCGUCAGGAGCCGACACGAGAAGUGGCUCAAAUUCGACAAGUUCCAGGCCCCAAUUCUGGACGCUUUGGAGCAGCUUAACCGCCUCGUGGACGAGAGUGACCCUGACGUCGACGUGCCGAACAUUGUGCACGCCUACCAGACUGCUGAGCGCAUUCGCGCAGACCACCCCGACUGCGACUGGUUCCACCUCACGGGGCUCAUACACGACUUGGGCAAGCUUAUGGCGUUCUACGAUGAGCCUCAGUGGGCCGUCGUAGGCGAUACUUUCCCAGUGGGCUGCGCCUGGGUCGACUCCAUCGUCUACAGGGACACCAGCUUCGUCGACAACCCGGACGGCAAGGAUCCACGUUACAACACUAAAUACGGAAUCUACACACCAAACUGUGGCCUUGACAAUCUCCUGAUGUCGUGGGGCCACGACGAGUACAUGUACCACGCACUGAGGCACAACGGUUCCAAGCUGCCAGAGAUCGCACACAAGAUCAUCCGCUUCCACUCGUUCUACCCGUGGCACUCCGGUGGUGAUUACACGCACCUCUGCAACGAGAAGGAUGUCGAAACCCUUAAGUGGGUCAGAGAGUUCAACAAGUAUGACCUUUACACGAAAAGCGACGAGACGCCAGACAUUGAGGCGCUGAAGCCGUACUACCAGAGCCUGAUUGACAAGUACCUGCCUGGAACGCUCAGCUGGUAGGCAACUUCCACCAACUGUUGAAGCUCCAACCUCCCAUGGGAACGGGCGUCACUGCCUGAGUCUCCAAAUGCGAAAUUCGUGUUCUUCAGGUGCACGUCACCUAACUGCGACUGCUGGACGUAGAAUGUUGCUGUACACUGGUAUUAUGUUGUAGCUUGUUAGUAAGAAGUGUCAACAAUUCACUACAUACCGAACAAUAUACUUGUAAAUAAGA
Messenger RNA from Schistocerca cancellata (South American locust), 1228 nucleotides. RefSeq names its product inositol oxygenase-like. The record is from RefSeq and is a predicted model, not a curated record. The transcript is spliced from 6 exons. Gene Ontology annotation, molecular function: iron ion binding; inositol oxygenase activity. NCBI's taxonomy places the organism in Eukaryota, Metazoa, Arthropoda, Insecta, Orthoptera, Acrididae. Gene Ontology annotation, biological process: inositol catabolic process. Gene Ontology annotation, cellular component: cytoplasm. Bases 136 to 1014 code for a protein of 292 amino acids.